AACAGCGUUCCCAGAGGCAGGAGGAGGGCUUGGGACUGGCAGUUUCUUCCACCUCCACAGAGGCUCGAUGGCGGGAAAGACCCCUUCCCUUUAGGGAGAAGUGGGUGACGCUGCGACUGUCAGCGGCGCGCUUCUGCACCCGUCAGAGCUCUGACGACUGGCCGCUAGCUUCCCGAGGCCCUGCCUGGAAGGAUGUCAAUGGAUAUUAUAAAGGGAAACCUAGAUGGAAUUUCAAAACCAGCCUCAAAUUCAAGAACACGUCCUGGGAGCAGUAGUUCAAAUGCUUCUUUGGAAGUGCUCUCACCAGAACCAGGGUCUUUCAAGGUUGAUACUGCAAGCAAGUUGAACUGUGAUAAAAAGGACCACUCAGACUGCAGUAAUACAGAGGAAAGAAGAAAUAGUAACGACGAUAAAGGGGAAAAUCACUCUGAGAAAAUAAAAUUGGCCAAAGAGGGGUCAGAUGAAGAUCUGGAUUUGGUUCAACAUCAGAUAAUCCCUGAGUGUUCAGAUGAACCCAAAUUAAAAGAGUUAGAUUCUCAGCUUCAAGAUGCUAUUCAGAAGAUGAACAGAUUUGAUAAAAUAUUGGUGAAGAGACAAGAUAGAGAAAAAGAAAUUAAGAAGCAAGGGCUAGAAAUGAGAAUAAAGCUAUGGGAAGAACUUAAGUCUGCAAAAACUAGUGAAGCUUUGCAAAGUAAUGAGGAGAUGGAAAAUACAAAAAAAUUUUUAUCUCUGACUGCUGCAUCUGAAGAAACUGUUGAUCCUUCUUGUUAUGAGGAUGAAGAUGCCUUUUUCCCAGUGUUUCACACUCAAGUUCCUCCAGAAGAAUAUGAGAAGCAGAUGCAGAAUGUCAAUCAAGAUUUUACCUAUGAUGUGGAAAGAAAUGAGUCAUUGAUCAAAGCAGAAAAGAAAUCUUUCUCAAAUACAGAAAAGAUUGAGCUCAGGGGUAAACACAACCAGGAUUUUAUUAAGCGAAACAUUGAGUUGGCCAAGAAUUCAAGAAACCCAGUGAUUAUGAUUGACAGAGAGAAGAAAAGGCUGGUUGAGCUUUUGAAGGACUUGGAUGAUCGAGAUUCGGGACUGUCCAGUUCUGAGGGUGAUCAGUCUGGAUGGCUGGUUCCAGGAGAAGGAUAUACACUUGCAGUCACCCAGCAUCAGCAGCUCACUGAAAUCAAUUUAAAACUCCAAGAACUGUCUGCAGUGUCCCCAACAAUUUCCAGCUUUUCUCCAAGCCUUGCAAAUCAGAAUGAGCAGGAGCCCAAACUUGAUGAUGAAAGAAAUAUGGAAAUAACUCCAGGAGAAAAGGUACUUAGGAACACCAAAGAGCAACGGGAUCAGCAAAAUCGGCUGAGAGAGAUAGAUGAAAAGCUGAGAAAGAUGAAGGAAAAUGUGUUAGAUUCCACAUCACUUCUCUCCGAGGAACAGUUAAAGUGUCUUCUGGAUGAAUGCACAUUCAAACAUAAAUCCAUCAUUAGACUUUCUUCAGAAAAAGGAACCAAAGACAUUGAGGAUAUAACACCUGCAUUCCACCAGCUUUCCAGAUCCACCACCUCUGAGUCACUAAGUGGAUCAGAAACAGAGGUCCAGAAAACUGAGAUGAAAGAUGCUCAUGUGCUUGACAAUGCAGAAUGUGAAGCUUCUAAAGGCUACUAUCUCACUAAAGCCUUGAUGGGGCAUUACAUGUCAGAAGCUCUUGUCAUUGAAGCAGGGAAUAUGAAAUGCUUCCAAUUUUCCAAAGAUGAGGUUGUUAGUGACACGAAAGACUAUUUUAUGUCGAAAACUCUUGGCAUUGGGAGACUGAAAAGGCCCUCUUUCUUGGAUGAUCCACUGUAUGAUAUCAAUGUGAGCUUUUCAUCAGAAGACCAACAUCUGAAACUCAGCCCUCCAGAGAAACCAAAAACAGAUGAACAGGAGGCUAAAGACAUGACAGAAGAAUGUAAAGAAUCCUAAGUAAGGACCUGCUGGGGUGUGCUUUUGAGAAAGUUGGUAAUUAAGUUAUAUUACAUUUUUGGGGAAUAUUUUGAAUUCAAUGAGUG
Molecule: messenger RNA, 2033 nt
Organism: Propithecus coquereli (Coquerel's sifaka)
Lineage: Eukaryota; Metazoa; Chordata; Mammalia; Primates; Indriidae
Gene: FSIP1
Product: fibrous sheath interacting protein 1
Exons: 12
Coding region: 193-1947 (584 amino acids)
Source: RefSeq, a predicted model, not a curated record